Messenger RNA from Topomyia yanbarensis, 2242 nucleotides. It is a transcript of the gene slou, whose product is annotated as homeobox protein slou. The coding region runs from base 274 to 1977 and encodes 567 amino acids. The transcript is spliced from 5 exons. The record is from RefSeq and is a predicted model, not a curated record. Gene Ontology annotation, cellular component: nucleus. NCBI's taxonomy places the organism in Eukaryota, Metazoa, Arthropoda, Insecta, Diptera, Culicidae. Gene Ontology annotation, molecular function: DNA-binding transcription factor activity, RNA polymerase II-specific; RNA polymerase II cis-regulatory region sequence-specific DNA binding. Gene Ontology annotation, biological process: regulation of transcription by RNA polymerase II; cell differentiation.
UUAGAGACAACAAUUUUCGGUGUUCUCUUUAACGGUGUAGUGUGGAAAUUCGUACGGAUAAUUCAACUACUCUCGAAAUGGAAAUAUGAAUACGGAAGAAGCUAUGAUUUGCUGUGUAUUUUAUUGGAAAUGUGUGAAAUGGUUAUGAAGUGUUCUAAACUUGUUGCCGUUUUGUGUUCGAAUUGUAUUGCUGAAAUCAGAAAAAUUAUCGUGUUCGCUUUAAUUAUAAAAUCAAGCUAUUUUGCGCAGUCAUAUUUGAACUAAGUCGAUACUAUGGUGAUGAUGCAGUCGCCGAAAUCGGAUUCCGGACAACCGGAAAGCCCACCGCUUUCCCAGCCAAAUUCACCAUCAUUAUCAACUGAACCGGUGCAAAUGACUCAUGAAAAACUAUCAAACGCAAUGUUAAUGAGCCUUACUCACACAUCAUUAAGCCCAACGGAUAUUUCUCAUCCAACGGCGCGAUCUCCACUAUCUCCAAAGUCUGACGGAUUAACAGUGCGAUAUCAAGAACUCCAUACAUCAGAAGGAAAAAGCUUCGAGUUGAAGGGCAAGUAUUCUCUUCUUUCCAAAGAGAACAUUAGCCUCCGACCUGUGAACGGUGAUCAUAUCAUAUAUGCCAAAAGUGACCGUGAUCUUUUAGAACCGAGUGCCAAGUUUUCCAUAGAAAGACUAAAACAGUUAGCUGAGCACAACAUAACCGCCCGUCUCAGUCCAUCCGACAUCGACAAGUUUCCUUCUGGGAAAUACUCGAUUGAUCAUAGUAUGAAGUACGUUGCUACUAAUGAUUCGAGUAUGCAACAUUCACCAUCGCAACAGUUUUCAACGGCGCAACCGGGGAUUCCAGUACCGUCGGUGCUGCCAAAUUUGCAUCCUAUGGGACAACAUCCUGCUCUUGGUGUGUCAGGUCAACAUCAACCAUCUUCACAUCAUCAGCACCAACUACAGCAAACACAUCCAAAUCAACAGCAUCCCUUCUCUAUUAAGUAUCCUCCAAGAAGUGUUUCGCCAACGGAUUUGGAAAUCGAACGAUUCAAAAUAGCGCGAUCCAUCACGAAUGGAAAGGAACUCUCAGAUUUCGGCUUCCGGAUACAACUAGGUGGUCUCUCAACAAACUAUGCGAGAAGUGAUACUAGUGAAGAACUAAACGUUGAUGGUAAUGAGGAUAGUUCGCAGGGUGCAACAUCGGGAUGUCCAGUUGAUCUCACACGUUCCAUGGACAGCAGUAGUGCGAAAUCAAUGACUAACAGUGAUCAAGAGACUACGCCGAAACGGUUAGCUUUCUCCGUGGAAAAUAUUCUGGAUCCAAACAAGUUCAAUGGCAAACAUAGCCAAAUCAAUAAUAACAGCAGUAGUAUCAAUAACAACAAUAGUAGUAGUCAAAACAACAAUUCCAACAAUCAUAGUGCUAAUAGUAAUAACAAAUUCUGGAGUGGCUUUGACCGGGAUGAUAAAAUGGACGACGAUCAAAGUGAUUCACGAUCAGCGAAAGAUAUGAACGACAUCGAUCAGGACGAGCUGGGAGAUGAUACAAUGGGAAGCGACAUCGAUGACCAUGCCAGUGAAACAGAUUCUAAAAAAGACGGCAGUCGAUCCGGUGAUGGAAAAUCACAGGGUAAUAGUUCUAAGCCACGAAGGGCGCGCACUGCGUUUACUUACGAGCAGCUGGUAUCCCUAGAAAACAAAUUCAAAACCACCCGAUAUUUAUCGGUUUGUGAAAGACUGAAUCUAGCGUUAAGUUUAAGCCUCACCGAAACUCAGGUUAAAAUUUGGUUCCAAAAUCGCCGAACCAAAUGGAAAAAGCAGAACCCUGGUAUGGAUGUUAAUAGUCCAACGGUACCGCCUCCAAACGGCGGAGGAGCAUUCGGUCCCGGUUCCUAUGCCAGCAGCCUUUUGUACCCGCACGCCGUAGCCUAUCCACCGUACGGGCCAUACUUCCAUCCAUUGGGUGCUCAUCAUUUAGGCCACUCGCACUCCUAGACGAAAAAUCUACAGCGGAUCAUGGUUCGGGUUUGCGUAAAUUUCUUCCGAAUUCAGUUUACUUUUAACGGUCGGGUUGUGCAAGUAUGUAAAAAAAAUGUUUUUAUCUGUCAAAAUGAAAGUUUCCAAUACUAUCAAACACUUGACUACAAUGUAUAUAAUCGUUCACGCUAAGUAGGUAAUGAUAGAAAUUGUGCAUAUAAUUUGUAGUCAAUUUAAAAAUAGAUUGUAAAUAUCUGUAAAAAGUGCAAAUUGAUAUAUACCU